ACCAUGAGGUGGGAGGAGGGCUUCUAGUGUCUUCCAUCGCCGACACGUGGGAGCCCACUCGAGAGCUUUCCUGUCGCCAGCGAAUCACCGUUAGAUCGUCAAAGCCAUCCACGUGUUAACUUUAAAUCGGAGAUCAUAGGAAUCCAUUAGCCUUUCUUUAGUAAACUUCUUUCCAGAAAGCUUGCAUUUCAAACUCUAUUUAACCAAACCCAGAACCACCUUCUUCCAUAGCUACAACCAACCCAGGUAACAUCAGCAAUCCCCAUAUUUCUCCUCGUCUUGUCUUCUGUCUCUGCUUUCCUCUCAGGCUUUCCUCAACAAAGCCAAUCUCUCUUUGGCUUUUGUGCUUUCUUCCUUUACGAUUCCGACGACAAAGACCCUUUUAAUCACCAAUGACUCCCAGAUUUGUUAGCAACCCAGUCAUGACCGCCGCUUUUACUAAACCUGCAACUCCACCUACCAGAGCCUACGUUACGUUCUUGGCUGGGAAUGGUGAUUACAUUAAAGGUGCUGUGGGUUUAGCAAAAGGGCUUAGGAAGGUGAAGAGUGCGUACCCACUGGUUGUCGCCGUCUUGCCUGACGUCCCUGAAGAGCAUCGCCAGAUUCUUGAGUCUCAGGGCUGCAUCGUUAGAGAAAUUGAACCUGUGUAUCCCCCAGAGAAUCAAACCCAGUUCGCCAUGGCAUAUUACGUUAUCAACUACUCCAAACUCCGUAUUUGGGGAUUCGUGGAAUAUAGUAAGAUGAUAUACUUGGAUGCGGACAUUGAGGUAUUCGAUAACAUAGAUCAUCUCUUCGAUCUGACUGAUGGUUACUUCUAUGCUGUAAUGGAUUGUUUCUGUGAGAAGACAUGGAGCCAUACUCCACAGUAUAAGAUUGGCUACUGCCAGCAAUGCCCAGACAAGGUUAAGUGGCCUGCUGAGAUGUGUUCUCCUCCAGCUCUCUACUUCAACGCUGGAAUGUUCGUGUACGAACCAAGCCUCUCUACCUGCGACAAUCUCUUGAAGACCCUCCAAGUCACUCCACCCACACCUUUUGCAGAGCAGGACUACCUCAACAUGUUCUUCAAGGACAUUUACAAGCCAAUCCCUCUAGUCUACAAUCUGGUCAUGGCCAUGUUAUGGCGCCACCCAGAAAAUGUGGAGUUGGAGAAAGUGAAAGUCGUUCACUACUGCGCUGCGGGAUCGAAGCCCUGGAGAUUCACGGGUAAGGAAGAAAACAUGGACAGAGAAGAUAUAAAGAUGCUGGUGAAGAAAUGGUGGGAUAUUUACAACGAUGAGUCUUUGGAUUACAAGAAGCCUGUAGAAGAAGAGGCAGAGAAGGUUAACCGGCAGCCUUUCCUCGCUGCAUUAUCGAAGGCAGGCGCUGUUCGCUACAUAACGGCACCGUCCGCAGCUUAGGUUGCUGGUUUUGGGAGACGAACUCUAGUGUACAGAACAAAAAGAGAAACUAGUAUGUGAAUAAGGAUCAGUUUGUAAGAGCGAUGCCGGAUCACUUUUGAUGGAGAGAGACUUGAAGGGCUUUGGCUUGGUUGGGUUUUGGUUUUGGUUUUGGUUUUUUCUCCCUCGCCAUUUUUCUUUGUUAUUUUCGUAUUUCUUUUGAUUGUCUUAAUCUAGAGUCCUUCUAUAUAUAUUGUAUCUUUGUUCCUAUUUUAAUGAAACUUGAAAUAUGUAAUUUACGCA
Molecule: messenger RNA, 1679 nt
Organism: Macadamia integrifolia
Lineage: Eukaryota; Viridiplantae; Streptophyta; Magnoliopsida; Proteales; Proteaceae
Product: galactinol synthase 1-like
Exons: 3
Coding region: 393-1397 (334 amino acids)
Molecular function (GO): glycosyltransferase activity
Source: RefSeq, a predicted model, not a curated record